Fulmarus glacialis (Northern fulmar) is the source of this 467-nucleotide messenger RNA. RefSeq names its product glycine N-methyltransferase (gene GNMT). Gene Ontology annotation, molecular function: identical protein binding; S-adenosyl-L-methionine binding; glycine binding. Gene Ontology annotation, biological process: one-carbon metabolic process; regulation of gluconeogenesis; protein homotetramerization. Lineage: Eukaryota; Metazoa; Chordata; Aves; Procellariiformes; Procellariidae. Bases 1 to 453 code for a protein of 150 amino acids. The record is from RefSeq and is a predicted model, not a curated record. The transcript has 3 exons. Gene Ontology annotation, cellular component: cytosol.
AUGUUCGCCUCCCCAGGGGACCAGAGUGACCACAAGCUGGCCCUGAGGAACAUCGCCAGCAUGGUGCGGCCUGGGGGUGUCCUGGUUAUUGACCACCGCAACUACGAUCACAUCCUGGCCACGGGCUGCGCGCCGCCUGGCAAGAACAUCUACUACAAGAGUGACUUGACCAAGGACAUCACCACCUCAGUGCUGCUGGUAAACAACAAGGCACACAUGGUGACCCUGGACUACACAGUGCAGGUCCCCCCCACCGAGGUGGGGGAAGCCCCAGAGCUGAGCAAGUUUCGGCUCUCAUACUACCCACACCGGCUGGAGGCCUUCACGACCCUGCUGAAGGGUGCCUUCCAGGGGAAGUGCCAGCACAGCGUCCUGGGCGACUUCCAGCCCUACACGCCGGGGCAGGCCCACGUCCCUUGCUACUUCAUCCACGUUGUGAAGAAGACAGUCUGAGGGGGCCGCGGAGA